UAGACCUCAUCUGCAAACAUGUCGCUACUGUUGGUUUCCAGGUUUUUAGACCCCCAAAAGGUGGCCGCCAUAGGCGUGGAACUUGCCCAAAAUAUUGGGGAAUCCCCCGAAAGCAUCCCUGGCUUGUGUGACUUGUUGGACCAGAUUGAAGAUAAAGCUCCAGUGAUUUCGAUUGUGAGUCCCUUCGUCGAAAAUGUCAUCAGUUCUGUCCAUGAAGAACAAUACUUGAAGAACAUGAUCCAAAUGUGUGGAAAACUUCCACAGCUCUACGAACUUGCCAUUUGCCAGAUCAAAAGAGCACUCUCUGCUCAUAUAAAACAUUCUAUGAACAAGUUUGUUCCUGGUAUAAAAGCCAUUUUGGAGUCUAGUGAGAUCGUGAGCCACAAAGGUGAGGCUCUCGAACAAGACUACAUAGUAUACUUGUUGAAGGUAUUGGAGCUCGUAUUUGCUCAAACCUCGUUCGAAACUGAUUUCAAAGUGGAUCAAAUAUUAUGUUUCUUAGUAGCUAUCGAUGUUGAGGAAAUCAAUGCUCAGGCUUUGAAGACAUUUAAAUGGAGAAUCGAUACCAUUACCCGGAAGACUCUUGGCACAGACUUUUUGUGGAACAUAAUCUUCUUGUUAAUCCAGACAAAAUCCAACUACCACUGUACAAAUGCCUAUAUUGUAUGGCUUCGGUAUUUGAAUAAUCUGAACGCUAAUUUUACCAGUGAUACAUUUUACCAAUCAGUCAUUUUGCUGAACUCAAAAUACUUCGACUACUUGCAAGGAGGGCUCACUAGCGAGCUUCAUGAACAUAGAAAGUUGUGCUUUUCAAUCUUGAAGUUAUCUAUUCUUCAAAUCAAUGCUGACAUCCAUAAUUCCAUUUUCGAGUUUAAAAUAGAUGAGAAGUCACUAUACAUGAAAGAGUGGGAACGGUUCUUCACUGUAUUUGAGAUUGUUGCAAUAGACACAUCGCUCCACCAAACGGAAGCUGCAUCUGGUGACAUUAUUCUGUUGAUUUCCCCAGACUCGUCAAUUCACCCAUCCUGGGGCUUCAGUUUAUUAUCCACCGGAUUCAGAGCAGGCAACGACUCUGUCAGGAAGUUCACGUUGAACCUUCUCUACUCAAUUCCAUCAUCCAAUUUGUUCUUGAUCAAACAUGCAUUACCAGUCUUGGAAACAAUCUUUUUGCCGUAUAUGAUGCUUGCAAACCACUUAAUUGUGGUUGAGGACCAAUGCUCAUAUGGGGAUAUAAUGUGUGACUUUAUAGCCGAUAUUAUUCAAAGCUGCAACACGGAAGAGGAGUCUCGGGUGUUGGUGAACACAUUUUUGAAAGUCUUGAGCAAUGUUAAGGAUGCGUUUGAUCCUUCCAAAAUAUAUGUUCUACUUGGUAUCUACAAAGGGCUCCAAGGAAAGCAGAUUUUGGAAUUCUCCGAAGCUGGAGAGAAAUUGGUUUCCUUAUUUGAAAUAGCAUCUGAAGGAUUCUUGUUCCACAAGACUUUGCAGACCAUAACCUUGAGGUUAGUGUUGAGCUUUAAGUUUGAAGUUUCCUCGUUUUUGAAAGCAAUGGAACGGUUUAUCAGGUUCAACGGUUCUGCUUUGGUUAAUGAGAACUUUGAAGAUAUCAAGAAGUAUUUGCUUCAAAACAUGGCUUCUCCGGACGAUUUCAAGCUCGAUUUUGCAAGUGAUUUUGUCAACGCCGUGUCUUUAUAUUUCAGGUCAGUUUUGGGUUCUCAGUUCGAAUAUAUUGACAGAACAAAGGUCGUGGCCAAUUUGAUUGGCUCCUCUUUGGAUCUCCACUCGUUUGAAUCAGCCCAGUUCAAACAGUAUUUGAAUGUUCACCUCGAGAAGUUAGUCAACGAGCCUCAAGACCCCGAUAUUUACCAGGUUUUGGCCAGGUCUUCGUCUAUUCCAAACACCUUAGAGUUGAGCAGUUUGUGGAAUUCUGUUCAAGAAGACGUUGAGCUGAACGACGAGGAGGUGCUUCGGGUGCUGGUGGUCAAGUAUAAGUUCUUGAACAGCUUGGUUAACGACACAAACUUGAAGGCUUUUGACUUGGGCUCUUUGGUGCUGUUCAAAAAACGUAUGUUUGUCAACUCUAAGACUGCAAGCAUCAACUCGAAAGACUUCUACAAAGUGAAAGAAGACAUGGUCGGACAGUUCUUGAGAACUCUUGAAAUCUUGACCACAAAAAAGGUGUUUAAAAGUGGUGAUAUUGAUGCUAUUUUAACUAUUAUUCCAUCCAACUUGGUGAGCUACCAGUCAAACAUAUCCGUUGUUUCCUUCUUAGCGGUGUUAUUGGAUCUGAAUAUUUCGAAGGACCAAAUUUCAGGUAUCCUGGAUGUUUUAUUGGAAGUCUGGAACAACUUAACUUCCACCAGAUUGCAGUUGAACCAAAAGGACCUACACAAAGCCAUUAUUCAAGCCCUUCUUCACCCAAAGAUUAUAGACAUGGCAUUGGAAGUACCGUCAUUGUCUGAUUCGUUGGUUGCAUUUUGCAGCUCAGUGAUUGAAAAUGCUGUGGGAAGAAGAGGUUUAUUGCCUACUUUGGCCAAGUGCAUUUCUGACUAUCAAGUAUAUCACCAUGAGAACUUUUCCAGAUCUUACUGGCUUUGCAAGACCUUGGUUGACGGUCUUGUAAUGUACCAGUUGAGUUCCAAUGCAUUUAAGUUGGAAAGCGUUAUAGGAAGGUUGUUUGAUGAAAAUUUCGGUCAAGACGGCUCUGAUUUGUACUUGGACAUAUACAAUGUUCAUGAAGUCUCCAGUGAAGUCAACUUUAUGGCGAUUUAUUCGUCAAUCAAAUCGUCGGACUUUGCUUCCCAGCUUUUGGAAUUUAUCGUCGAGAAUCAAAAGUCUUACAACUUAUUUGAAGUGGUGAGAUGCAACGAUGGAUAUGAACAAUGGACUCGGAUCCGAGUGUUCACCAUAAUUGCCUGUAUCAUUACUAAGGUAAACAACACCAACCUCCUUGAAUAUUUGCAGCAAUUCAUCAAGUUACUUGACAGUGACCCCAGUCCGCUUGUUAGAAUCUACAUUGAGUGGAUUGUUGCAUUGAAGUUGGGAGACUAUACUGAUUUACAAGACCAACUCUUCACCGACUUGAGAGGUUUGCUUGACUUGAAGGAGAUGAAACCCUCCUUGAUAUGUUCCUACCAAAGAGUGUUGGUUCUCUUCAUCAACCACUUGCCGUUAGAAAAGCAACAACAAUACUUGGAGAGAUUACUUCUCAUAGUCAUUCCUUGUGCAACUUCAAACAAGGCGACAGUAAGACACUUUUCAACAUCUUUGAUCUGUACCGUCUAUCCAAUGAUGGAGGAAAAACACAUCCAGGUGGCACCGGAGUUGAGUCAAGUUCUUACCAACAUGUAUGAAAGUGCCCUCAGCAACACCAUUUUGGGUGCGUACCGAAAUGGGGAUGCUUUAUUGUGGGACAUGGAGAAGGACCACACAUUGGUGAAUCUUGCGGGUGUGCUUUUAUUAAGAGUCAGUCAUCACGAUGUCGAGUUCAUAUCCGAAGCCCAGUAUAAAAGAUACUUGACGUCUGAUCAGAUUGGAUAUUUGAAUAUCCCAAUUGGGAAGGACUGUGAGGACCUAUGGAUCAAGGACAGAAAAAAGUCUUUGGCCAAACCCACUUUUGGCAUCAACAAGCAUGAAAUGCUCAACAAAAACCCACUCCAAACAAAAAGUGGAGCUUGGAGCACGGUCAUGGACUUGGAUGAUAGCGAUAAAAACACCUUGGUGAAAAGAAGCGACCUUAUAGUGGUUUCGUCGCUAGUCGAUAAACCACCAAAUUUGGGUGGUAUUUGUCGGUUGUGUGAUGUUUUGGGGGCAGGAUUGUUGACUCUACAUGAUAUAAGCAUCAAAGACCACAACGAGUUCAGAAAUGUGGCGGUUACCGCUGACCACUGGAUGCCCAUGAUCGAAGUAGCAGUUCCCGAUAUAGUGAAGUUUUUGAGACAAAAGAAGAAGGAGGGAUACACCUUGAUUGGACUCGAGCAAACAGACAACUCGGUGGAGUUGAACAGCGACCUCAAGUUCCCCCAGAAGUCAUUGAUUUUGUUGGGUAAAGAGAGAGAAGGUGUUCCUGGAGAGCUAUUGGCAGAAUUAGACUUGUGUGUCGAAAUCAAACAAGUUGGAGUCAUCCGGUCCAUGAAUAUUCAAACCGCCACCGCCAUCAUUGUUCAAGCCUAUUCAUCCCAACACUGUUGAGAUUGUAUUAGAAUCUAUGUAAAUUUAAUGUACAGUUCAUUAGAAGACUUGGCCAUCUCCUUCAUCUUGGUCUAUUAACGUGUCCAAGGCAUGAAUAAUCAUUCCACAAUACUUAUUGACCAUGGAGAUUGCAGACACUAUGUGUGUCAGUUUCAAGCCUUUAUAGUUGUUUUUGUUCGAGUUUAAUGCAAGAUUUAUGUUCUGUAAUGGGGUUUGGGCCUUCCCAUCGUAGAAACUCACAAUUAGCCCAUUUUCCAACACCUGUUCCUCCUCGAGCGACGGAUCAAACAAUAGUGACGACCCGAUGACACCCAAGGUGAUGAACACAGGCGGCUGAAAGUCUGAGCCGGUGGCUUCUCCCAAGGUUUUAGCAUCUUCCCAAUCGUCUGAAAAUGUUGGUUGUUCCUCCACAUUCACAUCAUCAACCUCACUGACCAACUUGGGCAACUUGGUGGUUUUCAACGCCAAGUAUAUGGCCAUAGAGAUGAUAGUCAAUGGGUACGACGUAUUACUCAUCACAAUACAGUCAAUAAAUAACUUAUAACUGUAUCUACUUGUAAGCUUCAAGGCCUCAAAAGGAAAGUUCUUGUGUAAUAGGCUCGACAAAUUGUACUUUAGCGUCGCCACAAAGUUGGAAUCAUCUCUGUAUCCUUGGACAUCCACAUCCACCUCCAAUAAGUUGGGAGUAUCGGCUGUUUUUACCACUUUGGACUUGACACUCACAAUACACUCAGCUCCAUCGGUCAUUCUCAAUCUGGCAGAACCGUUGGAACUGGGCAAAAAAGUGGUGGUAGCCUCCAACGGACGGCACUGAAAGACAUUCCUGGCAUCUGGCCGUAUUGGCGGGUUCUGCACGAGCGAGUCGUAUAAGUAUUGCCUUUCUGCCGGGGACAAAAGCAUGGGUGAUGAAAUAUUUGUCUUCCUCUGCGC
Molecule: messenger RNA, 5118 nt
Organism: Yamadazyma tenuis ATCC 10573
Lineage: Eukaryota; Fungi; Ascomycota; Pichiomycetes; Serinales; Debaryomycetaceae
Product: tRNA (guanosine(18)-2'-O)-methyltransferase
Biological process (GO): tRNA methylation
Molecular function (GO): tRNA (guanine) methyltransferase activity; RNA binding
Source: RefSeq, a predicted model, not a curated record